GGGAGACGGUGAGGUUGUUGUGUUUUCUCUUUAACAAGUAAGUAAUUCUCUCUCUCCUGUGUGGCGGAGCUUCAGUUCAGCUGGAGGACAGUGAAGAGUUAAAGCGGGUAAAACUGUACCGUGUGAACCCGGGACCACCCAGUGUCCGCUCAACAUGGUGUCUCUCAUCUGCAGCUUACAGAACCACCUGGAUGAUGUGAACUGGUGUGCGUUCUCCUCCACCCUGCUGGCCACCUGCUCAGCAGAUAAGACCAUCCGGGUCUACUCCACCCGAGACUUCACUGAGCUGUCCUUCUCCCCGCUGUCUGGCCAUGGCUACGGAGUCCACUGCUGCUGCUUCAGUCCCUGUGGGCAGUAUCUGGCAUCCUGCUCCACAGAUGCCACCACAGUGGUGUGGAAGAUGGACACCGGGGAGAUCGAGGCUGUUUUUGAGCAUCCGGGCAGGAGCCCUGUCAGAGUGUGUGCCUUCUCACCAGACUCCUCCUGGCUGGUGUCGGGAGCAUCAGAUGGCUCCCUGGCUCUGUGGGACUUCCCCUCGAGAGCUCUGCUCAGAAGUACUUCUUUCUCUUUCAGGACUGGUUCAGUCCCAGACACUACGAUGGUGGCCUGUUCUUUUACCCCUUGUGGUCAGCUGUUUGCCUCGGGUUCAACAUACGGAGAUCUGAGAAUCUGGGACCUGAGUAUGAACCAGCUUCACGCUGAAAAAUACGCCCACGACCUCGGGGUGACCUGCUGCCAGUUUGCACCACAGAUGAUGAAAGACAUGGCUAGUUCUGUGAUCCAGUUUCGUUUGGCAUCCUGUGGUCAGGAUAGCUUGCUAAAAAUCUGGCUUAUUUCUCGGGUCUCCACAACAGGUUGUAAGAUGCAGCUGGUGCACACUCUCUCUGGUCAGUCUGCUACAGUGCUUUCCUGUGCCUACUCUGCAGACGGACAGCUUUUAGUGUCUGGGUCUAUGGAUAAGACUGUUGCUGUGUAUGAAGCUAAUGAUGGUUCUUUACUCUACAAAUUGAACCAGCAUGAGAGGUAUGUGACCUCGUGUGCCUUCUCCCCCACUGCUCCUCUCAUAGCUACUGGCUCCAUGGACAAGACAGUCAAUGUGUGGAUGGUGGAGGAUGGCAGCAGUUCUCACGAGUCUGGCAAAUCUCUUCCAGAUGAAGCUGCUUUUGCCUCACAUGAAGCAGGCAGGAAAUGGCCGGGUCACUCCAGGCUGAUGGUGAGCGAGUGGUCGGAGGAUGAUGUGUUGUCAUGGUUACGGGAGGAGGGGCUGGAGAGCCUCAUCGACACGUUCAAGGCCAAUAACAUUGAUGGAGCUGAACUGCUCUCCCUCAGUAAAGAAAGCCUCAGCACAGACCUCCGUAUAGAGUCACUCGGAUUGCGCAGUAAAGUACUGAGGAAGAUUGAGGAGUUACGAACGGCGCCAGUGUCCAACGGAAUUCCUGACGAGUUUCUCUGUCCAAUCACACACGAGAUCAUGAAAGACCCAGUGAUUGCUGCUGAUGGUUAUUCAUACGAGCGAGAGGCCAUUGAGAGCUGGAUCAACACCAAGACUCGCUCCAGUCCCAUGACCAACCUACCUCUGCAGACCACGCUGCUCACCCCCAACCGCACCCUCAAAAUGGCCAUCUGCCGCUGGACCAGCAGCCAGUGAACCCCUCGCCCGCUCUCUCCUGCAGGAAUGAAUGGUGGAAUGUUGAGAGACCCAACAUUACAUCCCACACACCAGCUGCUCUCCUGUACUGUCUGUGUACGGAGGAGCUUUGAGUUAAAGCUUUGGCAACCCACAUUUAACCAAAACUUUCCGGACACAGCUCUAGUAAGUACAAACACUGGGUUUGGAGAGCCAACACUGUUGGGCCCUUAAGGCUCACUACCACCAUUCCAGGCACGAGUUCUCACUUUUUCACUGGUCUGUCUCACUGGUCUGUGUGUGUUUUUUUUCUGCACGAACGGGUUAAUAGUGGAGGCUAAAUUCCAUCUGUGUCCAGAGCAAGUGUUGUUAAAGGAGAAAUCCGGUGUGAAACAGAUCUUGCUGUUCUGAUCACAUAUAAUGCAAAUGAAAACCAUAACGACCUUUUACAGAUAAGAGUGGACGCCCAACAUCAUGAAAUGUCCUGUUUUAAAAUGUUUUUGAGGAAAUUAUCAGCACGUCCAAAACUGGGCAUUUAUAAACUCAAUAAUGAAUUAAUGUAGUUUUAGUGACGAGGACUUUUAAAUCACAGUUUUUGUUUGGAUUAUAUAUUGAGACCAUAUUAUACCAAUAAUAUAAUGAUAUAGCAUAAAAAUGCAAUUAUGCCAUUUUUAAGAGCAAUUAAAUCAAAACCCCUUUUUUAUGUUUAAAGUUGGCAGAGCAGUUCAUACUAUGCUAAUGGGCUUUACUUACUAACAAAAACAUACUGGGCAAUAUUAAUUAAGCCCUAAUUAAACCCUGCCUAUGUAUUACCAUUUAUCAACCACUUUUACCAUUCCAUUUUGGGGGAAAGCCGUUAAUUUCUUUUUGUUGACCAAAGUAUUUUAUUUUAUGUUAUUGCCUUCAUGAAUAAAGAAAUGUAGAAGUCUAAGUCUAAAUAUAGUACAUUUAAUUAUGUUAAUUAUGAAUGAGUUAAAAACAAAAAACAAACAAAAAAAAACAGAUUUAUUCCAAAGGAAGAAAUGCUCACUAUAUGGUUAUUAGUAGGAAGUAGGACAUUUAUGUUUUACUGUUUUUUUUAAAUAUAAUGUUCCACAUAUAAUUGAAAAAUUAUAUUCUUUUUAAAAGUAUUUCUUACAACUGAUAAAAUGGUAAUAAAAUAAAAUAAUAAUGCAGUUAGUUCCUUUCCAAGCAUCAAUAUACUGAUUUAUUUUUUUUUCUGAUUUAUUAUUUAUUUAUAAUGAGAAAUUAGAAUCGGAACCUAAAGAAUGGGGGAUUUUGGAACUGCAUAUUGUAUUUUAUGGUAUGCCAAUAUAACAUGCUCAAUACAUUUAUAAUAUUACAAUAUUCUAUUAAGUGCUUUGUGGCAAAAUGUAUAAAAAAACAUAUUCAGGACUGGCCUUCAGACCAUUUUGGUCAGUGUCAGUUUUGACCAAAAACAUUUACAUUUUCAACUGUAUUAAAAUGCUGUUAUUAAAGUUGACAAACCAUCUUAUUCACAUUAGUUGACUCUUAUCACUAAAAAAAACAUGGUCAUAUCCAAAUAUUAUCCCAUAAUUAUCAAACUGAUUUAUGAUUCAGGUUUACUAAAUUCUAUUGCACAGCUGAUGAGAGGUGAUCUUAGAUCAGUGUUUUUACUCUGAGUUUGGAAAAUGAGGCCCAGUGUGCGGUAAGGCAGUAACUUAUAAUUAUUAGAAGGCCUGGUUGAAAAAGCUAAUAGAUAAGUUAUUGAGGUCAAGUUUAAAGUAGGGUAAGCCAAUAAGAUACAGGCCUACAGUAACCAGUCUGCCGUAUGUCCACAGUUUAUUUAGUUGUAGCCAAAGACCACAAAUAACCAUGAGGAUCAUUUAAAAGUUGGGCUUUAUUGUUGCAUUAUGUGGUGUUAUGCUGAAUACAAUCAUUAACAGCUUUAUAUAUGGAACCAACUGCAAAUAAUAUACAUAUAAAAUAAUCUCUUACACUCGACCUACCCCUCUAAACCUGAAAAUGGAUUGCUUUGUUUAUAAACCAUUCCUCUAAAGCAUGUAAACCAGAAUUUGCCAUAUAUAUAGCAUACCUUUCUCAAAUCUCAAAAGGUUUAUAAUAAUAUAUCAUAAUAUAUAGCUGUGCAAAAAUAACAUAUAUAAAAUAGAAUGUUUUAAACAAUCAACUAAGCUGUAGGCGCCAUGAAUAAAUUAAUUAAUACAUUAGCAGGUAGAGAGGAAUAUAAGGAAAUAUACUGUACAACACACCCCUCCUCAUUCUCUAUCUCACACACACACACAUUCACACA
Astyanax mexicanus (Mexican tetra) is the source of this 3899-nucleotide messenger RNA. RefSeq names its product WD repeat, sterile alpha motif and U-box domain containing 1 (gene wdsub1). The record is from RefSeq and is a predicted model, not a curated record. The transcript has 14 exons. Gene Ontology annotation, biological process: protein ubiquitination. Lineage: Eukaryota; Metazoa; Chordata; Actinopteri; Characiformes; Acestrorhamphidae. Bases 155 to 1648 code for a protein of 497 amino acids. Gene Ontology annotation, molecular function: ubiquitin-protein transferase activity; protein binding.